ACCCAAAUGCCGCUUUACGAGACGGACAUAGAUGGAGCUAGACUUCCGUCACACGCUCGCUCAAGCUGAAGACGUCAAAGCAGUAAUAGAAUGUCAGUCAGAAGCUUGUCUGGUAAGUGGGGCGCCACGGGGCAAAGCCAAUUCCGUCUCGGGGCUCUUUCAUACGAGCAGCUUGAAGCUAUGCUUUUUAGAUAGGCGGGUGUUCCUCCAAGAUGCCUGUCCAGCGUGUCGGCCAGUCCAUCCGUUUGCGCAGAGAAUAUGUUGAUGAAUACAUCAAGAUCCACUCUGAAGUCUGGCCUGGAGUCCUGAAGAGAAUUUCAGGCAGCAACAUCCACGACUACACCAUCUUCUAUGACAAAGAGUCCAGCAUCUUGUUCGCCACGUUCAAAUACACCGGCACUGAUUUCGAUGCCGAUAUGAAGGCCAUGGCUGAAGACGAAGAGACCCAAAGAUGGUGGAAGGUGACGGAUAAAAUGCAGGAGAGUCUGAACGAAGGAGCUACUAGCAGUGUCGACGGUGGUUGGUGGCGUGCAUUGGAUGAGGUUUUCCACGUCGAGUAGCAUAAUAAUGUUGUGCUUGUCGG
This is a messenger RNA of Aureobasidium subglaciale EXF-2481, 583 nucleotides long. RefSeq lists its product as uncharacterized. The record is from RefSeq and is a predicted model, not a curated record. Bases 213 to 560 code for a protein of 115 amino acids. The transcript is spliced from 2 exons. Gene Ontology annotation, molecular function: racemase and epimerase activity, acting on carbohydrates and derivatives. Lineage: Eukaryota; Fungi; Ascomycota; Dothideomycetes; Dothideales; Saccotheciaceae.